Molecule: messenger RNA, 954 nt
Organism: Coniophora puteana RWD-64-598 SS2
Lineage: Eukaryota; Fungi; Basidiomycota; Agaricomycetes; Boletales; Coniophoraceae
Product: terpenoid synthase
Exons: 4
Coding region: 1-954 (317 amino acids)
Source: RefSeq, a predicted model, not a curated record
AUGUCUUUCCAUAUCCCAGAAACACUCGUCGGAUGGCCGUGGUCACGCCAACUUAACCCCUACUACAUGGAAGUUGGAACCGCGUCCAGCUUAUGGCUCAGAAGCUUCAACGUGCUUGAUGUCAAAGCUCAGCGCGCAUUUGAUCUGUGUGACGUCGAUGUGUUGAGAGCGUGCUGUGAUUUGAUGAUGCUGCUUUUUAUAUACGACGAGCUCUCGGACUGCGAGAAAGGUUCUGUAGUGCAGGAGCAAGCAAUCAGCAUCAUGGGCGCUCUGAGAAACCCUGGUACCCAGCGGCCUGGGGGCGAAAGUAUCUUGGGAGAGAUUAGUCGCCAGUUUUGGAGCAGGACAGUCGAGUGCGCCAAAGCAAGCAUUCUUACACAGGAACGGUUUAUCAAGGCGUUUGACGCUUAUACGAGUAGUGUGACCAUCGAGGCCAUGGAUCGUGACGCAAACACCAUCCGCGACAUCGAAAGCUACCUUGUGGUGAGGCGCAACACAAUCGCAGCAUAUCCAUGCUUCGUUUUUCUCGAGCUAGGGAUGAGCCUUCCCGAAGAUGUUCUUGAAGAUCCCGUAAUACGCGAGCUCAAGAGUUACAUCGCCGACAUCAUUAUUAUUAGCAACGACAUCUGCUCAUACAAUGUCGAACAAGCGCGGGGUGAUACUCACAAUAUCCUGACGGUUGCAAUGCACGAGCUUGGAACAGACCUCGACGGCGCUCUCACGUGGGCGAGCGAAUACUCCAACACUUUGGAAAAGCAGUUCAUCAUGGCCAUGAAACAAGUACGCAGCUGGGGGGACAGCAUCGACAAAGACGUCAUGUGCUACGUCUCGGGACUUGGGAACUGUGCCCGUGCAAACGAUGCAUGGAACUUUGAGUCACAAAGGUAUUUUGGUAAAGAGGGCCUUGCCGUUCAAAGGCACAGAAAGGUGGUUCUUCUUCCCAGGAAGGCGUGA